AAACACGCUAACCGAACAAGCAACAGAUACAAAAACUAUAAGGACCUUCUCAAAUCAGAAACCGUGGGUGGACAGAACAAUCCGUGCUGCAGUAAACAAACGCACUGCCGCAUACAACGCCGGUCUGUCGUCGGGGAACAUGAGUGAGUACAAAGCAUCGUGCUAUGAUCUCCGACGGGCGGUAAGAGCCGCCAAACUCCGAUACAGGGAACGAAUAGAGUCUCAUUUCCAGCUAAAUGACUCUCGACGCAUGUGGCAGGGACUGAGGACCAUCUGUGCCUUUGGAAAUAAAUCCUCUGCAGCUGUGAGCGCAGACCCGUCGCUGGCUGAUGAGUUAAACUCUUUCUACAGCCGCUUUGAAUGCAAUCGAGGCAGCGCGACUCUGCCGAUCAGCGCGUCAGGAAGCUGCAGACAGAGCAGCGAUAAUCAUGUAAUCACUGUGUCGGAGGACGAGGUUCGGAGGACCCUAAAGCGAGUGGACGUCAGGAAAGCAGCAGGUCCUGAUGGGAUUUCUGGCCGUGUUCUGAGGUCCUGUGCUGAUCAGCUCGCUGGCUUGUUUACAUCCAUCUUUAAUGAGUCCCUUGCUAUCUCGGUGGUCCCCACCCCCUUUAAAAAAUCUGUCAUCAUCCCUGUGCCUAAGAACAAUAACCCCUCUUGCCUGAAUGACUAUCGUCCAGUUGCCCUCACGUCAAUAGUCAUGAAGGUCUUUGAGAAACUUAUAAAGAACAACAUUUGCUCCUCCAUCCCUGAUACUUUAGACCCACUUCAGUUUGCCUAUCGUCCCAACAGAUCUACUGAAGAUGCCAUCUCUCACGUCCUGCACUCUUCCCUCAUGCACAUUGACAGCAGCAAUGGGAACUAUGUAAGGCUGCUAUUCAUCUACUAUAGCUCAGCUUUCAAUACUAUAGUCCCCAUCAAGCUAGCAUCUAAACUCUUGGACCUCGGCCUGAAUUCUUCACUCUGCAACUGGAUUCUAGAUUUCCUCACUGGUAGACCUCAAGUGGUGAAAGUAGGCCAGUUCACCUCCAACUCCAUCACCCUGAACAUUCCGAUGCCUUAUACAGUCUUUAAGCCUUUCCUAAUGGACUAUAACACCUCCUGA
Molecule: messenger RNA, 1102 nt
Organism: Sinocyclocheilus anshuiensis
Lineage: Eukaryota; Metazoa; Chordata; Actinopteri; Cypriniformes; Cyprinidae
Exons: 3
Coding region: 140-1102 (320 amino acids)
Source: RefSeq, a predicted model, not a curated record